AGUAUGGAAGGGUUUGAGACAAUGACAUCUGAUUCUGAAAACGAUGCUGACGGGGCGCUGAAUGUAACGCGAAGUGUGCGGUUUGCUGAACAUAGAGAAAUCCGUCGUAUGCCGUCGAUCGAAGCAAGCGAAGCUCGCCAAGCGCGACUGCCUUACUCACCGCCACUGAUUGAUUGUUCAUUUUCUAUAAAUCUUCCAGAUCAUAUCAAAUAUACUGUGUUUUUCUUCGCGCCAAUGGUAAGUGUUCGAACAUAUCCAUUGAUAUAA
This is a messenger RNA of Strongylus vulgaris, 267 nucleotides long. The record is from the annotation of a GenBank genome assembly. NCBI's taxonomy places the organism in Eukaryota, Metazoa, Nematoda, Chromadorea, Rhabditida, Strongylidae.